Messenger RNA from Polistes canadensis, 6149 nucleotides. Its product is annotated as retinal guanylyl cyclase 2-like. Lineage: Eukaryota; Metazoa; Arthropoda; Insecta; Hymenoptera; Vespidae. Gene Ontology annotation, biological process: intracellular signal transduction; receptor guanylyl cyclase signaling pathway; protein phosphorylation. The record is from RefSeq and is a predicted model, not a curated record. The coding region runs from base 1061 to 5212 and encodes 1383 amino acids. Gene Ontology annotation, molecular function: ATP binding; protein kinase activity; guanylate cyclase activity. The transcript has 24 exons.
UCAGUAGGUGAGCUAGCGACGAGGAGAGCUCAGUUCGAUACCGAACGCCAAAGCGUUCGGAUCGUUUCUCAUGAUUAUAUAUGCUGCAGCGGGUUGUUACGAUUUUUCUCUCGUAUUUCUUUCUAUCUUUCGCUUGCAUUCAUUAGCUGUUCAAAUACUUUAAACAUAUUUUUUAUUUUCGUCAUAUAUCUCGGUUAAUCCGGCGAUCGAACUAAAGUGUGAGAACCGAUCGACCGAUCGACAAAUUAAUCCGAGACACGCGUUCCUUUUAUCCUGUUUUUUUUUUCUCUCUCUCUUUGUCAUUUUAAUUGUAUAGUGUCAAUCGUGCGUAAUUUUACGUAAAUAUAUGAAUCGAUCGUACGAUCACGACGAUUGAAAAUAUAAAACCUUGACUAUAUUCUAUGUAAUUUAUUGUGCAUCACAUUUAUCGUUAAAUUAUUACUUCACGGUGGAAUACGUGGGAUACUUUUUAACAGAUAACCAGCAUGCAUCGUUCGCAUUCUCUUCCAUCGAUGGGGAUGCACACGUUACCAAAUAAAACUGGUACAAAAUUUCCCGAACAAUCGGGAAUUACUGGAUCUUUCGUGAUACUAGAUACACAAUUAUUCAUGAUACCAAUUCGAAAAGCAAUAUACGAAAGGCAAGAAGAAGCUUGAUUGACUUUACCACGGCUGGUCUCGCGAGAUAGAAUCAAAUUCAUUGCCGAGAUAGAACUUUUUAGGGUGUACAAGGGGGGAAAAAAAGAAGAAGAACGAUACGAACCAAUGCGAUGAGUAACGAUAAAUGAAAUUGAAAUUUAAUCGAAAUUUCGGAGAGAGAAAGCGAUGCUGUCGUGUACCGAUCUGGGCCUAGAGGAGGUUCCUCUGCUAUAUUGCCUGAGCGUUGAAUGGAUAAACCAAACCGCCGCUAAAAUCCGUCAAUGGAUUUAGGAUGUCCUCUUCUCUUUACUCGGAACGAUACCAGAUAUUACUACGGUGCUUUAUGAGAGCUUCGCUGAUAUAUAACAGGCAGUAGAGAACAACGGUGGCAACGGUAUUAACGGCAGUAGGGGCAGGAGCCCAUGGCUGGAAGUUAUCUAUACCAGUGGUGGUGGAUCCCAAUCGUGAUCCUAUCUAGAUGCUGUCUACUUCUUACUACCGAUAGCAACCUACCUUACUUAUCGCAAUAUACGGAAGAAGAGUAUUCGGAAUUCCAUCCAAAUGACGACGAGGUAGUCGUGUUCCUUAACGAACAAUGCAACGAGGAGGUCAAUCUAACCGAUAUUCAAAGUCAGUUACAACAGCAUUGGAGCGUGAACCUUUCCAUCAGUAUAUUACCAAGAUCUCUGACCUGUGAAACGCGGUCCUGGGGUUUCGGCGCGCUGGUAUAUUCACUCAGCCAACCUACAACGAAGGCUUUGAUAGCAGCACUCGAUAGCUCGAGUUGCGAGUUUGUUUCAAAAUUGGCCCAUACUUGGAACAAGCCUCUAUUCACGUGGACUUGUCCUUUGAGAAACUUGGAAGAUAGAAAAUUAUCGAGCAUAGUUAGACUUUCACCGGCUUUACCGUCACUCGCUCAGGCACUCAUAGAAAUGUUUCUUCAUUUACAAUGGAAUUCAACGGCAAUCAUUGGCACGGAUAAGGAACCAUGGUCAAGUUUAGACAGGGUCGUGGUCGAUGCUCUUCGAACUAUCGGAAUCGUGCCACGUUAUCACGCGAUAUUACCGCAACGCGCUACCUGGAGUCAAGUUCGAAGAACUUUGAAAUCUCUGCAUUAUAUAUCUCGCAGAGCUACGGUGCUUUGCUUACCCCUGAACGACGAUUCGACGAAUCGUAUUUUGACCGAGCUGGAUGUAUCACGGGAUUCAAGCAUGUUGACUUCCAUGAUUCUGAUGAUCCACACAGAAGAUAAUGAUAUGUUUCUUCCGCAGAUUGUGCCUACAGCAUCGCCAAUUGAGACGCCCAUUUCACUUUCAUUUACAAGUACUCAGUCUUCCAACUUUUCUCCUUCAGACCUUCCCCGUAUUUAUACGAUCGUAAAUCAGAGAACGACAGAAGGGGGUGAAAAGAUCAAUCCAUCUGAACGAUACGUACCAUCAAAAAAUCUCAGUGGUACAACGUUAGACAAUCUGCUUAUAUUGAUGCCACUCGAUCAAAGAUAUGAUAUUCAAGAAAUGUUAAAUGGCACCGAGUUUUACACGCGACCGACUUUAAUCGAACGUUUAAAUGAAUCACUCAGCAUUAUGAUGUACGACAAUGGUACUAUCAAUUCUUACAAUAAUAAAAUGUAUACUUACAUCGUAAUGGAUUGGCAUGUUGAUAAAUGGGAACCUAUCAUGAUGAUCUCGGAAGAGAAGGAAAGAUUUACGGUUAAAAGAUUAACUACCAACGCUCCUGCAUUUUUCACUGUAGAAACUAUCGAUUUUAUUCCAUGCGAUGCCGAUAACGAUUGCACAGUAGGUGGUCUAAUGGAGGUAUCCGUCCAUGCUACACAUAUCGUAGCUGUCAUUUUAGGAUCCUUGCUCUUUGCUUUUCUUCUCGUUUCCCUAGCAAUAUUAAUCCGAAAACAAUUACUCAAAAAUAGAAUAUCAGAAGGCCCCUAUAAAAUUAUUCUAACGGCAUCAGAUUUCGUCUUCCCGCAGACUAAUCACACGGAUUCAAAAACUGUCGAUAAAGGGGUCGAAACAAUGCUAUGCUGCUGGUUGCAGCCGUUACAGGAGUUUGGUGGGCCAAAAGUUGAGAAACCUGAUUUACUUCAAGUAGGCACUGUUGGCUCCCACAGGCCCUAUCUUCAAACAAGUACUGGAAAUUUAGCGAGACAAACUUUCUUCAAGGUCCGACGUGCUAUGUAUAAUGGUGAUUUGGUUCAACUGAAGGAAUUAUCCUGUCAAAGUACAUUCGAAUUGAAGAAUAAAACGAUGGGCGUUUUAGUUACGAUCCAUGGCCUACGACACGAAAAUCUUAAUCCCCUUAUUGGAUGCCUGAAUGAACCGACGAGACCAUGCCUUGUAUCGGAAUAUUGUUCAAGAGGAUCGCUGGAAGAUGUAUUGGUCCAAGAUGAGAUCAAACUCGAUUGGUCAUUCAGAUUGUCUUUGCUUACGGAUUUAGUGCGAGGUAUGAGAUAUCUUCACGGUACACCGAUUAGGGUUCACGGUUACCUUACAUCACGGAACUGCGUAAUCGAUGCACGUUGGGUUCUUAAGAUUACUGAUUAUGGCCUUCCAGCAUUUUAUGAAGCUCAAAAUAUGUCACCGCCUUCAAAAUUGUCUCGCGAUCUUUUGUGGACAGCACCAGAAUUACUUAGGGAUCUGAAUCUUCGAAAGAAGGGUACUCAGUCAGGAGAUGUUUACAGUUUUGGUAUCAUCAUGCAAGAGGUCAUUGUACGCGGCGAACCAUUUUGUAUGUUAGCUUUAUCUCCAGAAGAUAUAAUAGAGAAAGUGAUGAAACCACCACCAUUGAUUAGGCCAUCCGUUAGUAAAGGUGCAGCUCCACCAGAAGCUAUUAACAUAAUGCGCCAAUGUUGGGCCGAAUCUCCGGAUAUGAGGCCCGAUUUUAAUUGUGUCCACGAUUUAUUUAAAAAACUAAAUUAUGGCAGGAAAGUUAAUUUUAUUGAUACUAUGUUCCAAUUGUUAGAAAAGUAUUCAAACAAUUUGGAAGAAUUGAUACGCGAGCGUACAGAACAACUCGACAUGGAGAAAAAAAAAACGGAACAGUUAUUAAAUCGGAUGUUACCAAAUUCGGUGGCGGAAAAAUUGAAAUUGGGUAUUCCCGUCGAUCCUGAAGAAUUUCGCGAAGUCACCAUCUACUUUUCGGAUAUUGUAGGUUUUACAACUAUUUCUGCUCAUUCGACACCUUUUCAAGUAGUAGAUUUACUCAACGAUCUAUACACCUGUUUUGAUGCAACCAUUAAUGCAUAUGCUGUUUAUAAGGUGGAAACCAUAGGAGAUGCUUAUAUGGUAGUUGGAGGAUGUCCAGUUAGAAUUCCUGAUCAUGCUACUCAAGUAGCUACCAUGGCACUUGAUUUGUUACAUCAAAGUGGAAGGUUUAAAAUAAGACAUUUACCACAAAUGCAAUUAAAACUGAGAAUUGGUCUUCAUACCGGUCCUUGCUGCGCUGGAGUCGUCGGUUUAACGAUGCCACGUUAUUGUUUAUUCGGUGACACUGUAAAUACUGCAUCUAGAAUGGAAUCAACUGGUGCACCAUGGCGUAUACACAUUAGUAAAGCAACGAAAGAUCGAUUAACGCAAGCCGGCGGAUAUAAUAUUGAAUAUCGUGGUACUACAGAAGUUAAAGGGAAAGGAAAAAUGCAAACUUAUUGGCUAUUGGGAAAGGAAGGAUUUGACAAGAAACUGCCAACACCUCCACCUUUCGGAGAGGAUCAUGGAUUGGAUGACAGCCUGGUAGUCAAGAGCUCAUUGAAAGAUGGACAAGCAGAAUCAACAAUUGCACGGCGUACGAUACUCUCCAAUAUUAAAAAUUAUAGCGUUCACGAUGAAGAAGAUGAUGAAGACAGUAUCAAUGAGAAAGGGAAAGAUGAUAGUAGUGCAAAAAUCGUCAUUGAAGGAAAUUCUUCUAACGCCUCUUCAUUUGAAACAUCCGAAACGAAAAAAGUUAAUGUAUCUGUGCAUGGUGAAAAAACACUUGAAACGAGUAAUUCACUAAAAUCAACAGAAGAUCUGUUUGAAUUGUUGAAAAAUGAACGUAUAAAUCAAAAACCGACUGAAAUUAGCGAUCUAACUAUUAAGAAAAGUACAUCAAGUGAUACACAAAUUUCAAGUAAUAUACUAGCAGUAUCUGAUACAGAAACAACUGCAACAAUGUUAGGCGCUUCAACUACUUCUUUGACCUCGAUUGCUAGUUCUGUCGCUUUAUCUUUUAGAUCAGCUGCAGCAAGUAAACAUCGAAGGUUCAUUGGUGGUAUUGAUGAAAACGAUCUCAGUACACCAUAUAAUCGUUAUAGAUGUCUUUCUCCUAAUGAACAUAACAGAAGUUCUAGUGGUCGGUUUCUGAAAAGGCAAUUUAGUUUAGAUAGAGGAGAUGAGCCUGUAUCUAUAACAAUUCAAGAGCCAACAAAUCAGAGAACAGUUCAACGACUUUUUAAACAAAAUAGUGCAGGAGCAGCUAAUGAUUUAGAAAGGAUCGAGGAAGUACCAUCUACUCCUGGGCAUAUUUCACAAAGAUUUCGUCACACAGCUUCAGUUACGCUCUCCGUUGAAUCUUUAACAACGCAUUAAAAUCAAAUUAUUAAAGUUAAAGGAAAUGGUCAAUAUUUAAAAUCAUCAUGUUAUCUGUCAUAAUAUUCAGAAUUAGAGAAAGUAUGAAAUUGAUUUGAGAUAUCAAUGGAAUAUUAUAACGCGUUCAUUAUCAAAUAUUCCUUUAAAUGUGUCAUAUCAUCAUCGAUCAUAGUAAUGCAGUAUGAUUCUGCAAACAAAAUUUGCUCGAUACAUCAAUGAUUCAAAAACUUUAUAUUUACUGUUACUCUAGGAUGUUGACAGGUCUAAACUACAUUACUAUAUCAGAUCGAUAUAUAAGACUAAAUGUUGUUUCGACAUAACUUUCUCAUCUCGAUAUGAAAUCAUUCUAAAUGUAAAAUAUGUUGCAUGUUAUGUUAUUAAUUGUUCCUAUGGUAGAUUAAUAACUUUUACAAUUAAAUAUAUAAACUCAUAAAAGUACACGAAACAUAACUGCAAACAUAAUUUAAUUGAAUUAAUGUGUGGACAUAUAAGAGAAACAAAAUCAUUUUAUGCUAACAUAGCAUUUUCAUAUAAUUGCUUAAUUUAUUUUAUUUAUUAAGGUAAAAUUUACAAAAUGUAUAUAAUAAUUAAUGCUUUGUAUUAACAAAGUAAUAUUAUUUAUUUACUUAAUCAACUUAUUUAUUUUAUAUGUAAUUUUCUAUUUUGAAAAACUACUAUGUAUCAUUUGCAUUCAUUUUCAUAGUAUUAUAUAUAAAGAAUUAUAAAAGAGAAAUAUAUAGAAGACAAUCGUUGAAUGAUAAUUAAAUGAUCUACUUACUAUUUUUACCAUGAGAUGAUGUUACAAUUUGAGAGAUUACUGUUCUUUGAUGUUACUUAAUGGCGAGUAUGAUGGAUGUAAAUAAUCCAGAAUCUUUUUAAUCUUACUUGUAUGUAUAUUGUGUAUAUAUUCACGUAUUAAAAAAUAAUAAUAAGAGAA